Messenger RNA from Acromyrmex echinatior (Panamanian leafcutter ant), 420 nucleotides. RefSeq lists its product as uncharacterized. Gene Ontology annotation, biological process: detection of chemical stimulus involved in sensory perception of smell; sensory perception of smell. Lineage: Eukaryota; Metazoa; Arthropoda; Insecta; Hymenoptera; Formicidae. The record is from RefSeq and is a predicted model, not a curated record. Gene Ontology annotation, cellular component: plasma membrane. Gene Ontology annotation, molecular function: odorant binding; olfactory receptor activity.
AUGACCAGAAAGCUUGCUGAAAUAAUUAGAUUCGUUUUGAUGGUACAACUCUUUAUCAGUAGUAUGCUUAUAAUUAUAAUAGGAUUUCAAUUUAUCAUUGCCUUAACAACCAACGACUAUGGUAUGAUGUCAAAAAGCUUUUUGGUACUUAGCGCCUUUCUGAUACAAUUAACGUUAUAUAGUGUUGUCGGAGAUUAUUUAAAGACAAAGAUGGAAGAAGUCGCGCAGUCUGUUUAUCACAGUUUUUGGUAUGAUCUUCCUAUAAAAGUAACAAAAAAUAUAGUAUUUAUCAUGAUGUGGACUCAGCUUCCGAUUAAACUGCAAGCUGGAUACUUCGUUGUAGAUUUGGGAACUUACAUGAGCAUUUUAAAAACAUCUAUUUCAUAUUUAUCUGUUUUACGCGUAAUGGUAGAAGCGUAA